GAACUAUUUUCACGAAAUUUUGAACCCCCGAGUCCCCACCAAUUCAGCCCGCCCUUACCUAAAAUUUUGCCCCAAAUCUGAAAUCAGUUAAUUGUCUCUACCCAAUCUCUCUCUCCGACACUCCCAAAACCCUCGUGUACCGUUAAAAGAACCAGAAAAAACCCCAUCUUUCACAAACUCUCCCUCCCAAUUCUCUCUCUCUCGCCCAAAAUUUCACGCAUCACUGACCUUUCCUUUAGUCACAACCACCUAUGUAAGUCCUUUUUCCAGUUCCAAAACCUAGGUUUUACGAUCUCUGAAGGCCUAUACAUACACAAACCUACAUCUGUACUUUGUUUUGUUCUUGAUUGUUCGUUUCCAUGGCGUCCGAAAACGAAACCCUAGAAGAGGAGAAGCCUGAAGAUAUAGCUGAUGUCGAGGAGAAAAGUGAGGUGAAAGAGCAUGAGAAAGCAGAGGACGAAGUGGAAGAUAAGGAAGAGGAGGAAGAGAAAGAAGCAGAAGAGGAAAAAGAGGAGGAUUUGGAAAUGGAAGAGAAGGAGGUUUCGCCAGAAAAGGAAGAAACAGAGGAGAAAGGUGGAGAGAGUAAGGAGGAAGACGAAGACGAAGAAGAAAGCAAGAAAGCCAAGAAAGGGACUGGAGGUUCAAAGAGAGGUCGAGUUGGUUCCAAGAAAGCAGCUAGAGAGCCGAGGUCGGAGAAGAAAGUAAAGACUGAUUCGAGCUCGAAAGAGCCGGUUACGCCAAUUGACAGGCCCACGAGGGAGAGGAAGACUGUUGAGCGGUACUCUGAGCCUUCGACGGGACGGGGUUCUGCUGGCAAACCCUUGUCAAUUGAGAAGGGUCGAGGCACACUGCUGAAGGAUAUACCUAAUGUCGCUUUCAAAUUAUCUAAGAGAAAACCUGAUGAGAACCUGCAAGUGCUUCAUAGUAUUCUUUUUGGAAAGAAAACAAAGGUACACAAUCUGAAGAAAAAUAUAGGCCAGUUUUCUGGUUAUGUGUGGGUCGAGAAUGAGGAAAGGCAAAGGGCGAAGGUUAAGGAGAAGCUGGACAAAUGUAUUAAAGAAAAAUUGUUGGAUUUUUGUGAUGUCCUCAACAUUACAAUAAACAAAACGGCUGUAAAAAAGGAAGAACUUUCGGCAAAAUUAUUGGAGUUUCUGGAAUCUCCACACUCUACAACUGACACUUUGCUUGCUGAUACGCAAAAGAAAGGUAAAAAAAGAAAGAGGAAGGCCACACCAAGCAAAACUACAAGUUCUUCAGAGGUAGCUGCUGGAACACCGGCCAAGAAACAAAAGCAGACAAAUCAAGCUGGGGAGAAGCAGAAACAUUCAUCCAAAGUUGAGGAAGAAGAGGAAGAUGAUGAUAAAGCUGAACCAUCAGAUAGCAAAGGUGAUUCUCAGGAGGAUGAUGACGAGGAUGCAGUUCCAAAAGCAGAGAGUGAUGAGGAGGACAGUAAGUUGGAGGAAGACAAAGAGGAAGAGGAAGAGGAAGAUGAACCAAAGAAGCAGACACCAAGGGAGAAAAGUUCUUUGAAGAAGAGUUCAAAGAAGGAUUCUAGGGGUAAAACUGUGGGGAGAUCUACAUCUGUCAAAAAGGGAAACACUGGUAAGGCUGCUAAAACCCCUGUCAAAGCUACCAAAAAAUCCAGUCCAGCUUCGAAGAAACGUGCUGGUGAUGAUGAAGUAGCUUCUGGUUCAACUUCUAAAUCUAAGGUGUCUUCUACUAAGAAGCAAAAAGUUGAAAAGAAAAGUGAGAACAAGAUUUCACCUGCCAAGGAAAAACCUUCUAGCAAGAAGCAGUCAAGCAAGAGUUCGACAAAGAUUUUGGCAAAGGAUAAAGGAAAAAGGAAAGCUAGCAAGAAGGCUAAGGCAGAACCCAACAAAGAAGAGAUGCAUGCAGUAAUAGUAGAUAUUCUGAAGAAAGUGGAUUUCAAUACUGCAACUUUGUCUGAUAUUAUAAGGCAACUUGGUAUGACUCAUACAUAUACACGCUAUGUUGAAUAGUUUUUGAGUUUGAAUUAGCUAAUCCAUUGAAUGUGAUUAUGUUAGGAAACCACUUUGGUGUGGAUCUAAUGCACAGAAAAACAGAGGUGAAAGCUAUCAUUACUGAUGUAAUAAGUAGCAUGACUGAUGAGGAAGAUGAAGAGGGCGGGGAUGAAGAGGGUGAAGCUGAUGCUGCUGAUGACGAGGUUAAGGAUGAAGAUAAAGAUGAUGAUGCUUAGGUCAUUUAUGUGGGUUUGGAAACUACACGAAUCUUGUGGUUUGUUUGGGGUUACAGAAUUCACUCAGGUUGUAGGUCAUCAAUGUACGGGGGUUUCCAGUAGCAGUUCCUUUGAACUACUAACUACAUUCCCCUUUUGGUUUCAUGACUGUUACAGACGAAAGCCCCAGUGUGGGUUGGUUUGUAUCAUAUCAUAGAUAUUAGCUCUUUGUCCAGGGACAACAUCUUGGACACUGGUCUUUCCCCCAUCUUUAGGAUAUAGACUCUAUUCCCUAACCAUAGAUUCAUUGUAGUUGGUACUUAGUCAAUAUUUUUUGUGAUAUUCUUUAAUUUCCCAGAGGUGAUAUGGAUUAUAUAUAGGGUGAAUGAGUAGCAAGUAUUUUCUUCUGUGCCUGAUGAACUCGUACAUUUAGACUAGUUUGGUGCUUCAAGCCAAUGUUUUGAAGAGGUUUUGAUUAUGACCAUA
Messenger RNA from Ilex paraguariensis (yerba mate), 2683 nucleotides. NCBI's taxonomy places the organism in Eukaryota, Viridiplantae, Streptophyta, Magnoliopsida, Aquifoliales, Aquifoliaceae. The record is from the annotation of a GenBank genome assembly.